AUGCAUUCCUCCGCCGUGCCUCGAUCCUCCGCGUGGCCCAUGAAUGGCCCGUAUGGAGGCCGUGGCCCUAUGCCGCCAGGCGGUGCCCCGGGGUACGGAAUGUAUAACCAAGCGGGACCCUUUCAGAGGGUUAAUGGAGCAGUUCCUCCGCGCAAUGCGUUAAUGAAACGAGGCCCUCCCGGGGCCGGAAUGCAGCCACCUUCACCAUGGUCCGCUGAGGGGAGUCUGUACGGGAGGAGGGGUUCAAACACAGGGUCUCUGCGAAACAGUGUCAAUGGCGGAAGUGCUUACAACGGAAUGAGUGGGCCAACUGGAGGCAGUUUUUAUAAAGAAAUGGGUCCUCGUACUGGAUCUAUGCGUGGCAACGCUUACGAAAUGCAAAAUAUGGGGUUAGGCGGCCCGAUGGGAAGUGGGUAUGGCAAUUUUCCUCCCACACAAAGGACGAGCAGUGGCAUGGGAGGUUCAAUGUACGGUAUGGGCGGUCCUAUGGGCAUGGGAGGUUCCAUGUAUGGAAUGGGCGUUCCUAUGGGCAUGGGAGGUUCCAUGUACGGUAUGGGCGGUCCUAUGGGCAUGGGAGGUUCCAUGUAUGGAAUGGGCGUUCCUAUGGGCAUGGGAGGUUCCAUGUAUGGAAUGGGCGUUCCUAUGGGCAUGGGAGGUUCCAUGUAUGGAAUGGGCGGCCCUAUGGGCAUGGGAGGUUCCAUGUACGGUAUGGGCGGUUCUAUGGGCAUGGGAGGUUCCAUGUAUGGUAUGGGCGGUCCUAUGGGCAUGGGAGGCUCCAAGUAUGGUAGUGUCGUGGAUGCUGCAUCUCGUCGCGAUGGCUUUCUCGCACGCAAUGAACUUAUUCGGGCCAACAUCGCUCCAGUAAAACACUCAAAUAAUAACGAAGAAAAAAAUAAUGAAAAAGCCCCGUCACCCGUUCCUAAGAAGUAUGAGAAAGCAAUAUCACCCGUUCCCAAGAAGUAUGAAAAAGUAAUAUCACCCGUUCCCAAGAAGGAUGAAAAGGCCCCGACACCUGCUCUCAAGAAGGAUGAAAAAGCCCCGACACCCGCUCUCAAGAAGGAUGAAAAAGCCCCGACACCCGCUCUCAAGAAGGAUGAAAAAGCCUCGACACCUGCUCUCAAGAAGGACGAAAAGGUCACCGUUACCAACUCCGGGAGUUCUAACACCACCAACUUGGCAUCCAAGAAUGAUAAACCCGAAACGGCGGUAGUCAAUAAUGCUGCUAGUGAAGAAAAGGCAGCCCCUAAGUCUCUGGGUUCUAAUUCUCUGCGCAGCACGGAGAAUUCAGCCGAUAAGAAGGAGGGGAGCGCAGAAAAGCCUGCGACGAAGGAGGAUAAGAAGGAGGGGAGCGCAGAAAAGCCUGCGACGAAAGAGGAUAAGAAGGAAGAAGAGAGCAAAAAGGAGACGCUGAGGCCCCCAACGGGCACCAACAUCCGUGGUGUUGUGGUGAUUGUGAAAGCGGCUGCAAGCGCUUCUUCUGCCGCUGUGACAAUGAAAAAUGCUACAACUGUGACAACUUCGGGCAAAGACGAAUUCUCUUUUGACGAAGUUAUAACCCACACAGAUACAUCAAAAACCAUGGAAUCUGUCAUGCUUGAAGAUCUCCGCUGCCACUGGUUGGCGGGUCACAACUCCAGCCUGCUCAUUGGAACGACGAAAGGGGAAAUGAAGGAUGCUUUCAACUUAGGGACCCAAUUUAUUACAAAUACAUUGUCGGUGUUAGAGAAGGAGGGCUGUAAGUUUGAUGUGAGUGUGACCAUGGCGGCGGUGAAGGGCGGUAGUGAAGUCAAGGACCUUUUCAAAUCAUCAGGUGCCGCGUACGAAAAUAUUCAAUUGGCCUCCUCUCCCGUUUUUGGUCCGGCGCUGAGGGGUAUGACCAGCAAAAAGCUCACCAAGUCCAGCGAGUGUGUGAAGUUGCUUGAAGAUGGAUUGGGGAAGCAUGAUAAGGAAAAGGAGCUUCUUCUGGCAUUCCUCGUCUUGAAGCAAAUGAAGAAGAGCAGUACGGGCGAUGAUACGGUCUAUCUUUCCACCUUGUGUCUUGUCGUUGCGGGGGAGGAGGUCUCACACCUCACGGGAAUAAAGGAAAAGAAGGCCUCCGAGCCGUGGACAUUGUUACGCUAUGCCGUUGGUGGGGCCAGCAACACCGUCUGCCUGCUUGCCGUGUCUGCGGAGGGGAAAAAGACGUCAAACGUCAAGGCGGUUCUGGAGGUGGGGAAAACCAUGCGAGAGGUGAGGAACGGCAUCCCACGCAGCGGUAAUCUUAUGCAUUUUGUGGAGUUUACAAAGAGAGAAUUAACCAAGCAGAGGGCGGCUGCCGUGAAGGAUGAAUCCGUGAAGAGAGUCGUGGUUCGCUUGGAAAAAAUGCUGAAGGACGCGGAGGAAUUUUUGGCAAAUCCGGAUUCCGAGCCAAAGACAUAUUAA
Molecule: messenger RNA, 2421 nt
Organism: Trypanosoma cruzi
Lineage: Eukaryota; Euglenozoa; Kinetoplastea; Trypanosomatida; Trypanosomatidae
Exons: 1
Coding region: 1-2421 (806 amino acids)
Source: RefSeq, a predicted model, not a curated record